GGGUUUAUUAGAUGGAAUCAGUUGUGGCUUUCAGAGGGUCAGCAAUCAGUCCUCCGAAUCCAGUUUCAGAUUUGUCGCCAGUAUUGGGACCCAGGGGGAGGUAGAUUUCAUGUUUGAGAUGCCAAGGGAAUCUGUCUUUUGAUGCAGGGUUCAUCACUUAGAGGUAGCAACUGCCGUCAUGCUCAAAGCUGUGAUCCUGAUUGGAGGCCCUCAAAAGGGGACCCGCUUCAGGCCUUUGUCUUUUGAGGUGCCCAAACCCCUGUUUCCAGUGGCGGGGGUUCCUAUGAUUCAGCACCACAUUGAGGCCUGUGCCCAGGUCCCUGGGAUGCAGGAGAUUCUGCUCAUUGGCUUUUACCAACCUGACGAGCCCCUUACCCGAUUUCUAGAGGCUGCCCAGCAGGAGUUUAACCUCCCCAUCAGGUAUCUGCAGGAAUUUGUGCCCCUGGGCACAGGAGGUGGUCUCUACCAUUUCCGGGACCAGAUCCUGGCCGGGGGCCCUGAGGCCUUCUUUGUGCUCAACGCUGAUGUCUGCUCCGACUUCCCCUUGAGUGCUAUGUUGGAUGCCUACAGACACCAGCCUCACCCUUUCUUGCUCCUUGGCACCACGGCUAACAGAACACAAUCCCUCAACUACGGCUGCAUUGUAGAGAAUCCACAGACACACGAGGUUCUGCACUACGUGGAGAAACCCAGCACGUUUGUUAGUGACGUCAUCAACUGUGGCAUCUACCUCUUUUCCCCGGAAGCCCUGAAGCCCCUUCGGGAUGUCUUCCAGCGUAACCAACAGGAUGGGCAACAGGAGGACUCUUCAGGCCUGUGGCCAGGGGCAGGCACCAUCCGCCUGGAGCAGGACGUGUUCUCCGCCCUGGCCGGGCAGGGCCAGAUCUAUGUGCACCUCACUGAUGGUAUCUGGAGCCAGAUCAAGUCUGCGGGGUAUGCCUCCCUCAGCCCUCUAUGCCUCCCGCCUCUACCUGGGCCAGUACCAGCUCACUCACCCAGAACGCCUGGCCAAGCACACCCCUGGGGGUCCACGAAUCCGAGAUUCAGAGAUGAAGCCCCAGUCCCUGCCUCCCCGCGCCCGAACCCGGAAUGGUGUGGGGUAGUUGCCCCCAGGUCUUCUCUUCUGCUUCUAGGAAACGUUUACAUCCACCCCACAGCUAAGGUGGCCCCGUCGGCGGUGCUGGGCCCCAACGUCUCCAUUGGGGAGGGGGUGACUGUGGGCGAGGGUGUGCGGCUCCGCGAGAGCAUCGUCCUCCAUGGGGCCACGCUGCAGGAGCACACAUGUGUUCUGCACACCAUUGUGGGCUGGGGGAGCACUGUGGGGCGCUGGGCCCGUGUGGAGGGUACCCCCAAUGACCCCAAUCCCAACGACCCCCGAGCGCACAUGGACAGUGAGAGCCUCUUCAAGGAUGGGAAGCUGCUGCCUGCCAUCACCAUCCUAGGCUGCCGUGUCCGGAUCCCUGCUGAGGUGCUCAUCCUGAACUCGAUUGUUCUGCCACACAAGGAGCUGAGCCGCAGCUUCACCAACCAGAUCAUCCUCUGAGGGGGACUGCCGGAAGGCACCCCCCCAACUCCCAACUCCCACCCACUCCCCUCGAGGCUACUGCCUGCACGGCCAGCCUCUGUCCAAAAGGACCAGAGGAAGCCAGGCAGGAUCUUCACGUGCCAGGAGCAAUGUGGGUGGCCGGGCACCCCUGGCUUCCCUCUUCACGCCCUAAUAAACCCCAGUGAACCUUGGAGCCAGCA
Messenger RNA from Ailuropoda melanoleuca (giant panda), 1746 nucleotides. It is a transcript of the gene GMPPA, whose product is annotated as GDP-mannose pyrophosphorylase A. Bases 179 to 1543 code for a protein of 454 amino acids. Gene Ontology annotation, biological process: biosynthetic process. The record is from RefSeq and is a predicted model, not a curated record. Lineage: Eukaryota; Metazoa; Chordata; Mammalia; Carnivora; Ursidae. Gene Ontology annotation, molecular function: transferase activity. The transcript has 13 exons.